CAAGCUCAGUUAGCUGGCCACUCGUUUUUAUAUUAAUUUUCAUUUUUCUUCCUCUCUCUACCUCUCCGUGUUUUCCAGAACAAGAAUUAAGAGAGAGAGAGAGAGAGAGAGAGAGAGAUAUACAUUUUUUUAAUCUUUCGAUUCUCAUUCUCCAGACUACAGGUUUGAGAUUAUUAUUAUUGGGUUGUAAUUCUUUCUGGGAAAAAUUUUCUUUUUGACCCAAGAAAGUUAGAGCAAUUGGGGUACAUUUUGCUGCAAAGAUCUGUGAUUUUUGAAGGUUCGGAAGAUUCUGGGUUUCUUCGGGUACUUACAACAGCUUCUCCAAACCAAACUGUUCUUGUUCUUGUUUUUCGCUGAAGAUUAAGGUUUCAACAUCGAACAAACCGGUUUGGUUUGGUUUAGUUUUUUUAACUUACUCUUGUAAGACGCCAUUGAUUCUGUAAAAGAAAAGCUUUGGUAUUCUAAACACGCGUUUGGUGUUGGGGUUUGACUCGGGUAAUGCUGAGGUCAGAGGCUUGUAAGACAGGGUCUGGUAGCUUCUCUUUCUACUGGGUAUUUCCGAUUUUUGACGCAGAUCGCCAGGGUCCAAAACCCCUUAAGAUCUGAGUUUUGUUUAUUGGGUUGAGAAUUAUAUAAGUUUUGGGAGAGAAAUAUCAAGUGAAGACGAUGAUGAAGAUGAAGAAUAAGACCCCAGGUCCUGGUUUAUCUCAGAUGAAUGUCGGCUCAGCCGCCGCCGGAGCGGGAGCUGAACCCGAGUCCACUCCGUCAGAGUGGGAACUUAGACCUGGAGGAAUGUUAGUCCAGAAACGCAGCGACUCCGAUCAGACCACAGCCCCGCCACCGACAAUUCGGGUUCGAGUCAAAUAUGGGUCAACUUACCACGAAAUCUAUAUCAAUUCCCAAGCCACGUUCGGGGAAUUGAAGAAAUUGUUGGUGGGUCCGACUGGUUUACACCACGAAGAUCAGAAAUUGUUGUUUAAAGACAAAGAGAGGAAUUCUAAAGCGUUUUUGGACACUUCAGGAGUCAAAGACCGAUCGAAGAUUGUUUUGUUGGAAGACCCACUUAGCCAAGAGAAACGGUUCCUUGAGAUGAGACGAAAUGCCAAGAUGGAGAAAGCUGCAAAAUCCAUCUCAGAGAUCAGCUUGGAAGUUGACAGACUUGGUGGCCGGGUUUCGGCUUUUGAAUCGAUAAUUUCGAAAGGCGGUAAAGUUGUUGAAACAGAUGUGCUUAAUCUGAUUGAACUGUUGAUGAAUCAGUUGCUUAAGUUAGAUGGAAUUGUUGCCGAUGGAGAUGUGAAAUUACAGAGGAAAAUGCAGGUAAGGAGAGUACAAAAGUAUGUAGAGACUCUGGAUCUAUUAAAGGUCAAGAACUCAAUGCCCGCCACCAAUGGAGUACAUACCCCUAACCAUGCUCAACAAAAGCAAUCCAAUGGGCAUAGAGAGACACAAGCCCAAGAGCAGCAGCCAAGGCAUUAUCAUUCCAAUGGUCAAAAGCCAAAAACAUAUCAAGAUCAGCAGGAAGCUAGGCAUUCGUUUGGCCACUCGCCAAGACACCAGCAACCGCAGCAGCAGCAGCCUUCAAGGCAUUCCGCAUCAUCAGGUGCAGUUGUAAUUACCACAAAUUGGGAGACAUUCGAUGCAGGUCCGGCAUCGUUGGUGCCGAUGCCGGCUUCCUCAACAUCCACAUCUCCCACAACCAACAAUAAACCGGUCCAACCUAAAUUCACUUGGAACCUUCUUUGAAAGUUUAGCCAUAUAUAUACCACGUCUUCCUUUUUUUUUUGUUUUUUUGGUUUUGUGUUGUGUGGGGAUGUUGUUUUUGAGUUUGUCUCCUGUUGGUUUGCUAUAAUUCUGAUCUCCUAUGAUUCUUUUCUGUAUUUAGAAAAUGUUUAGACCCCUUUUACUCUGUCAUUCAGUUCCUCAGAAAUAAAUGGGGUUUCACUACAAUAGUGAUAUACUAUUAUUCUUCUCAAGUUGUGUCUAUUUUUUUCUUCUUGAAUUCAGGGACCCUUCUCAAUUCACUUACCAUUUGUAUGUAUGGUUCCAUGUUUCGGAAAGUGAGAAUUUAUUUUCUUUUUCA
Messenger RNA from Humulus lupulus (European hop), 2080 nucleotides. RefSeq names its product BAG family molecular chaperone regulator 3. Lineage: Eukaryota; Viridiplantae; Streptophyta; Magnoliopsida; Rosales; Cannabaceae. Gene Ontology annotation, biological process: protein stabilization. The coding region runs from base 667 to 1743 and encodes 358 amino acids. Gene Ontology annotation, molecular function: protein-folding chaperone binding; adenyl-nucleotide exchange factor activity. The transcript is spliced from 4 exons. Gene Ontology annotation, cellular component: cytoplasm. The record is from RefSeq and is a predicted model, not a curated record.